Chara braunii is the source of this 4315-nucleotide messenger RNA. The record is from the annotation of a GenBank genome assembly. Lineage: Eukaryota; Viridiplantae; Streptophyta; Charophyceae; Charales; Characeae.
CGAAGGCCCGCACGGAGUAGUACCGGAUCGACCCAUCCGCCACGAGAUCAUCCUCGAGGACGGGGCCGUACCUCCGCGCGGUUGCAUCUACCGAAUGAGCGAGGAAAAGUUAAGUGUGCUUCGGGCACAAUUCAAUGACCUUCUGGAGAAAGGCUGGAUUCGGCCUAGCUCAUUGCCAUACGGUGCUCCUGUUCUCUUCGUCCGGAAGAAGAACAAGGACCUGCGGUUGUACAUCGAUUAUCGCAAGCUCAACACGCAGACGAUCAGGAACGCCGGUCCUCUCCCACGCAUCGUUGACCUUCUCGAGCGAUUGGGCGGUGCCCAGUUCUUCUCUAAGCUGGAUCUCAAGUCAGGGUACCACCAACUCGAGAUUCGCAAGGAGGAUCGCUACAAGACCGCGUUCAAGACACGGUAUGGGCAUUUCAAAUGGCUUGUUAUGCCGUUUGGCCUUACGAAUGCCCCAGCCACUUUCCAAGCGGCUAUGACAACGGAGUUCCGACACAUGAUGGAUCGUUUCGUACUGAUCUACCUCGACGACAUUCUGGUCUACAGCCGGAGUCUGGACGAGCAUGUGGAACACCUGCGCACCGUUUUGGAGUGGCUACGACAGGCCAAGUACAAAGCAAACCGCGACAAGUGCGAGUUCGCAGAGCAGGAGCUGGAGAUUGCUGCACCUAUGACGAGGUUACAGUCGCCAAAGGUGCCAUUCGUAUUUGAUGACAACGCACGCCGGUCAUUCCAAGCACUUAAGAUGGCUAUGCUCAUGGCACCCGUCCUUAGCAUUUAUGACCCCACCCUGCCGACGCGAGUGACUACGGACGCUUCCGGCUAUGGCAUUGGGGCAGUCUUGGAACAACAUGACGGCGACGACUGGCACCCUGUGGAGUAUUUCAGCCACAAAGUGCCUCCCAUCAACUCGCUUGAUGAUGCAAGGAAGAAGGAGUUGCUCGGAUUCGUGAUGGCUUUCAAGCGCUGGCGGCACUUCCUCCUUGGGCGUCGUAGGUUCACAUGGGUCACGGACAACAAUCAAUUGACCUACUACAAGACGCAGGACACGGUGAGCAGCACGAUCAGGCGAUGGAUGUACUUCAUCGACCAAUUUGACUUCACACCGAAACAUGUUCCCGGCCUCUCCAAUCGCGCAGCAGACGCACUCUCGCGAACACCUGAUCUUUGCGCUAUGACACAUCAUGCCUUCGCAUUCGACGGGGAGCUUCAGCGACACUUCAUCCGGGCAUAUCAGUCUGAUCCAGAAUUCGGCACGCUCUAUGCACAGCUACCUUCAGAUCACCCGCCGGCCAGCCAUUACCGCAUUGUCGACGGGUACUUGCUCCUCCACUCGAGAGGCAAGGACUUACUAUGUGUCUCACGCGACCGUCGUCUUCGGACUCUCCUCCUCGGUGAGUAUCAUGAUUCACGACUCGCCGGCCUUUUCGGAGUCAACCGCACUGUUGCACGGCUUCGACAACGAUUCCGAUGGCCUGACCUCAUUACCGAUGUCACUCGGUAUUGCGACUCGUGCGAAGUUUGCCGACGCAGCAAACCCCGCAACAGCAAUCCCUAUGGCGAGUUACACCCGAUGCCUAUCCCACGGGAACCCGGUCUCUCAAUUGCUAUGGACGUCACCGGUCCACUUCCUCGCGACCGGCUCGGGCACGACGGCAUCCUUACGGUGGUGGACCGAUUGAAAGACAUUGCCAGCGACCGCGACACUCGUUUCAUGCCGGCGUUUUGGACUGCUCUCAUGCAGGAGUCCGGCACAACUAUGAAACCAAGUUCGGCUCGACAUCCUCAGACUGACGGGCAGACGGAGCGGGCACAUCAAACCGCUCAAAUGAUGCUUCGUACGCUCAUCCGUCCGGACCAGAAAGAUUGGGUUGACCGCCUCCCCGACAUCGAGUUCGCCUACAACACUUCGGUGCACCCGGCGAUCGGCGUGACUCCAUUCGAGUUGCACCACGGUGGACGGAAAGGCCGUAUCUUCGCCGACCUUCUCCUCCCUCGACCAGCCGACAUUGACGCUGCCUGCUCUCCCGCUUCCGUCCGGAAGUACAGGGAAUUGCUGACUCAAGCCCGCGCAAAUAUGCAAAAGGCUCAAGUCCGCAUGCAGCAGCAAGCCAACAGGCGUCGCGUACCAUGUCCCAUCCACGCCGGUGAUCUGGCUUGGGUCUCCGUGGAAGAGUUUGCACUAGAACAGGAUGUUUCACGCAAACUGCUUCCCAAGUGGUUUGGACCUUGGUCUGUGACAGCAGCCGCGGGCGAUGAGCCCGAUGGCCCUUCAUUUGUGAUCAACAUUCGAGAGCAUCUGACGGUCCAUCCGGAGAUCGAGAUGAUUAGGAAGAACUCUAUACAGUGCCAGAACGAGACACGAAUUGUCAACGAGGCACUGGAUCAGGCACGGGAAGAACUCGAUAGAACACGGGGAAUUGCAGAACAAUGGAGGGAGAGGAUGGAGAGUGUGGACAGGGAUUAUCAACGGCUGGAGCAGCAACACGUAGAGGUCGUGCAUGAACUGUCUGACAUCAGCAGAAGACCAAUGUACGUGACGACGUCUCCAGUGCAGACUGCCAGCAUACACCAGGAUACCGGGGAUCUGCCACGGUGCAGUGCCAGGCUCGCAGUUCGUGCUCGACCUACGGUACCUCCACGAACCAAGGCUCAGCAACAGAGACUCAGCAGGCGGACGACUCCAGCGGCAUCGAGUACAUCAUUGACGGUACUGGACACCACCGGAGUUCUUCCCGCAUGCCCGGUCCGAAGGGCCAGUGAGCCGUUGGCUGACUAUUUUGGGCGGCUACAGGUAUUUACAGAUGCCGUAGCUGCCGCCAAGGCUCAGCAGGAGGCAGCAGAGGCAGAACGUCGGCGGCUGGCCAAUGAGGCAGCAGCUCAAGCUCAGCAGACUGCUGAGGCUGACGCAGCGGCACGAGACCAAUGGAAUGCCGCCAGUACGGAGUCCCUGAUUCAUAGUGAAAGUCAGUGGACAACGUUCCUCCAAGGCAUGAUCUUUGUGCCUUCGGACGCGCAGGCAGAUCCGACACCGGCGGAGGCAGARAGGACUCACCUGGCUAACUUGAUGCCGGGCAUGAUGAGAGGCAUCAUGUGGAAUAACACACUGCUGCAGGCACAUCUGCGCACGGAACGACAGCAGCGACAAAAGUACCAGCUAGACAUUGUUGUUUUAACAACUGCCAUCCGCGCCGAAGCAACGCAGCAGCAGCAACAACAUCAGCUGUUGAACUCCGCUCUCGCACGCAUCAACAGCAUUGAGGCUAACGCCUCAGCAGCGCCAGGCUGCACGACAGACGCGACGAAGCAACUCAAUGAGCGCAUCGAUCACGUCGUCACCAUCAUUGGCGACAUAGGUGUUUUCAAUGGGCCGGACACGAUCAGUAGCACGGUGGCCGCCAUCAAGACGGACAUCACCAAGCUGCAGACGAGUCCGGACGCCGCUACAAAGACUUACAAGAUGCCGCACUUCGACAUCAGCAAGUUCGAUGACUACAACAAAUCGGACGCCUUGACAUGGUGGCAACGUUUCCUCACGGAAGCAUCAUGCCGCACUGUCCCGGCAGACGACAUGAUGAAGGCACUCUACUUGCAACUAAUUGGAGGAGCGCAGGCUUGGAUGAACCAUCUGGCGGCUACCAACAAAUGCACCAUCGCCGACCUCCACACACACAUCACGUGGAAWGAGUUCGAGAAGCUAUGGUUCACCCGGUUCAUGGUCCGCAACGUCGUGAAGGCGGCCAUGAACGAGGUGUACACCUGCUCUCAAGGAAAUAUGCCAACUCGAGACUGGACAACCAAGUGGCAGAAGAUAGUGACCACGCCAGGAUUCGAUUUGAGUUUUCCAAAUCAACGAUCCGAGUUCUUCUCGCGAUCGUGCGCGGGACUGCGGUCGGCACUCGGCAACGAGUACGACUAUGACACGUUCCAGGCCAUUCUGGAUCGUGCGAACUUAGUCAUCCAAAAUGAUAAUAAAGGCCGCAAACGAACGGCAGUCCCAGCCGCAUUAUGUGGCUAAGCAGGGCUAUCAACGUCCGGCACAUAACAAUGCCAUGAUUUCUGAAGAAACAGACGAUCUCCACGCUGCAGCAGCAUCCUCGAGUGGUGGAGGAAUUGUAGCAGCGCUCCCGCCGAAGCGUCCCAAGAGAGUUCGGAAGAACAAGGCGACACAAGAGACAGCAUCGACGGGAACUGGGCAGCAGCCAUGGACGGCUUACAAGAUAACCAAGGAUGUCUAUGACCUUCGUCAAAAGUACGGAUACUGCCUCUGGGGCAACGGCGUCACUCAUGUGACCGCACAAUGCCCCGA